Messenger RNA from Solanum stenotomum, 1162 nucleotides. RefSeq lists its product as uncharacterized. Lineage: Eukaryota; Viridiplantae; Streptophyta; Magnoliopsida; Solanales; Solanaceae. Bases 1 to 1044 code for a protein of 347 amino acids. Gene Ontology annotation, molecular function: zinc ion binding; nucleic acid binding. The transcript has 4 exons. The record is from RefSeq and is a predicted model, not a curated record.
AUGCCUCCACGAAGAGCAGUCAGAGUUCGUCCGGCUAUGAAGAGUGUUGAGGAACAAGAGUUACCGAAUGCCCUAGAAGUGCAAACCCAAGAAGAGAUCAAAUAUGCUGAUUUUCGUGAAGCUAUCCAGAUGUUAAGUCAAGUUGCGACCUUUCAUGUUGGGCAGAGAAAUAAUCGACACGAAUUGGUUGAUAUUUCAAGGAUUCGUGAACUCUUAAGGAUGAACCCACCAAGUUUCACCUGUUUAAGUAUUAGUGAGAAUCCAAAGAACUUCAUUGAGGAGCUUAAAAGGAUGGUUGCAGACAUGAUGAGUAGAAUGAGUUUAUAUGUUGCUGGGUUAUCUCGUCAGUCAAGCAAGGAAGACAAGGCAGCUAUGCUGAUAGGGGAUAUUGACCUAGCAAGAUUUAUGAUCCAUUUACAACAAGUUGAGGAGGAUAAGCUGAAGGAUAGAGAAGAGUUUAAAGAUAAGAGGGCUAAGAUAAACAAAGAUGGGUACAAUAGAAAUUCCUAUAGUUUCAGGGUUAGACUUGCCUAUUCUCAAGGCAGUAUGGUACCAAGGGGUAGUAAGGCUCCUGCAUGUGCUAGGUGUGGUAGAACCCACCUAGGUAAGUGUCGUGAUGGCCAGACAGGUUGUUUUAAGUGUGGACAAGAGGGUCACUUCUUGAAGGAGUGCCCUAAGAACAGGCAAAGUAGUGGAAAUCUGAGCAAUAGGGCCCAAGCUUCAUCAGUUGCUCCCCCAUACAUGAUGGUACCUAGAGGAGCUACUUCUAGUACUGGCGGAGGAGUAAACCACCUCUAUGCAAUCAACAGUCGCCAAGAGCAAGAUGAUUCACCAGAUGUUGUCACUGGUAUGAUUCGAGUCUUUGACUUUGUUGUUUAUGUUUUGCUAGACCCCAGAGCGAGUUUAUCUUUUGUAAUUCCUUAUGUUGCUAUGAACUUUGAUGUUAUACCUGUGCAACCUAGUGAGCCAGUCAUAGAGUGGAGUAGUAGUUCUUCAAGUGUGAGGCCGAAAUUUGGACCACCCACACCAACAAAAAAGGUGUAAAAGAAGUUUUUGGAUUCUCGACCGGUACAACUUCGCUCAAUAGGGAGAUUAUUUAGCUUUCCAGGUAAUGUUUUAUACCACAUUUUUGCGUCAUAUGUCACUUUUCAAACAGUUUCAC